AUGCGAUAUUUGAAGUUGGCGGAAGACCUUGAAGACUUUGGGAAGUAUCCAUGGGGUGCUGUGUCUUAUGCGAAGACAAAUGCGUCACUGCUGAGGGCACUUUGUGCAGAUUACCAGCGAGUGAAAGUGCCCACAAAAACUGCCAAAAAAAAAAAAUCUGGAAAGAAACCAACAACAACGGCAACCGGUAGACCAAGAGAGUACCACCUCAAAGGUUUUCCGUAUGCACUUCAGAUUUGGGCGUAUGAGGUGUUUCCAGCGUUGGCUGCACUACAUUUGGUGGUGCACGAAGAAAAUGCGCACAUCCCUCGUUUACUACAUUGGAGGAGCAAUAGUUCGCCGCGUUUUUAUGAGCUAAUGAGCCAAGUAUUCGAGAACCGUGAGGUUGAUGUGCAGCUUCUCCGGCCAUCUGUGAUGGACAAGCAGCAGCCGUAUUGGACUUGGGGUGACAGUGCUGACGACAGUGAAGAACUUGUUGACUUGUUGGGCGAUGACGCUGAACAACAAACCGGCACUUCUGCCUCUGUAGAAGAAAAAGAGAAGGACAUUGACGAUACUGCAAACCUUCCGUCGUCUUCUAAGGGUACAGUCGCGUCCAGAGAGUUACGCACUUUGAAGCGUGACUUUCAAAGGACAAAGGAUGAAUUGGCCAAAGUUUCCCUAUCAAAUCGAGCACUUUGCGACAGAGUGCAUCAGUUGGAAGACAAGGUACGGAAGGAGUCAAUGAAAGCUGAAAAAGAGUUCGAAAAAAAUACAAAGUGUGUGGAGGAUUUCCGCAACACCUGGCUUCAAUGGAGCAUUAUUUUAAGUUGGAGAUAG
Molecule: messenger RNA, 819 nt
Organism: Prunus dulcis (almond)
Lineage: Eukaryota; Viridiplantae; Streptophyta; Magnoliopsida; Rosales; Rosaceae
Exons: 4
Coding region: 1-819 (272 amino acids)
Source: RefSeq, a predicted model, not a curated record